Molecule: messenger RNA, 8485 nt
Organism: Cottoperca gobio
Lineage: Eukaryota; Metazoa; Chordata; Actinopteri; Perciformes; Bovichtidae
Gene: trim71
Product: tripartite motif containing 71, E3 ubiquitin protein ligase
Exons: 7
Coding region: 1075-3567 (830 amino acids)
Biological process (GO): proteasome-mediated ubiquitin-dependent protein catabolic process; protein polyubiquitination
Molecular function (GO): protein binding; ubiquitin protein ligase activity; zinc ion binding
Source: RefSeq, a predicted model, not a curated record
UGGGUCCAUUUUUUCUCAAUCGGAUAAGAGCGGCUCGAGAAGCUGCAGCCCGAAUAACACGUACCCACGAGAGAAACACUUUAUGUUUAUGUUCAUGUUAAUUCACCGGAGAGGAAACAACGGCAACGACAACGAAGUACGCGACGCAAUUCAGGUCCAUACGGUCGUUGGGAUCGAGUUUUCCCCGGUUGCAGGGCACCGUUUUCCACGCUGCCAGAGGAAAAAACCCUGCGCAUUCCUGCACGCAGAGAGCCAGAGAGGGAGCCUGGACGACAGACUAAGCGGUCGAGGGGAGCAGAAAAACGGCCACUUCACGAGGUGGACCGGUGAAUACACUCCCUGGAGUCUCGUGAAAGACGCCCUGUCUGAUGUUUGGGCUCCCUGUGUUUUGUUUUUGAUGACCCAAGGCACACUAUGAGAUUGUUGCUUUGAUGAAUAAUUUACGGUCUCGCGGUCCGAGGCUCGCGCUGCGACUACCAACCGACCGUUGGCGGCGCCCGACGCCGCCUGAAAGCCCCCCGACCGUGGACUAGAGAGGGAAAACACAACGACGACACGGGUCUUAAUUGGAGAGCAGAGAAGAAAAUAAAAUUAUAAAUUGAUAGUCGUCUUGGUGCUGUUUUGUAGCGCAGAGCCCCGUAGUCAUGUUGACGAGUCGGUUGGGGAGGAGAGACGAAGCCCCCAGUACUUCGACGCCGAACCAGUGUCUGUCCAGUUUCGGGUUUAUUUUAUGAGCCUCCACGAAGCACCAUCGGACACUUUUUCUCGCCCAUUGUAAGCUUUCUGGUCUUGUUUGAAAGAGUGACACAGAUGCUUCACCCACGCCUUAAACAACCGAAUUGAUGUGAUCAUAACAGCCUAAGUAUUUUUCUUUUUGUUACCUCAGAAACUAUCUUUGAAGAACUGCCUACCUCCUUAUUUUGCAUCAGGUCAGAGCUGUAUAAUACAGAGAGAAAUCUGUAAGUCGAUGACUCUACCUCAAAGUUUUUUUUUUUCUUCAACACUACGGGUCGAUGUGACCCCAAAUAAAUACCUCAAAUUCAUCGCUGCGCAUGUUGUGAACUGAGCCUGCAGAUGGCUUCGUUUCCAGAGUCGGACCUGCAGACCUGCCCACUCUGCAAGGAGCUGUGUGGCUCCUCUGCUCCUAUUUCUUCCAGCUCUUCUACCUCUUCAUCUUCCUCACAUACGUCGUCCUCCUCUAGCCAGACCACCAGGAGGCUCCACGUCCUGCCCUGCCUCCAUGCCUUCUGCAGGCAGUGCCUAGAGGGCCAGCGUAGUCCCGGGGACCCACUGAAGCUGCGUUGCCCCACCUGCGACCAGAAGGUGUGCAUCUCGGAGGCCGGAGUGGACUCCCUGCCUUCCUCCAACUUCCUCUUCAGCAACCUGCUGGACGUGGUGGUGAGCUCUGAGGAGCACAUUCAGAACAAGAAUGGCCACCACCACCGGGGAGGCUUAGGUGGAGGUUCCUCUGGCUUCCAUCACCCUCGUAGAGGCCUGCUUCACCCUAACCACCUGGGAGAGCCUCAGUGCAGCUCCUGCGACGAGGAGAACCCAGCCACCUCCCACUGCCUUGACUGCCAGGAGUAUCUGUGUGACAACUGUGUGCGGGCACACCAGAGGGUGCGGCUGACCAAAGACCAUUUCAUCGAGCGCCUGAGAGAGAACCUCCACCUGGGCCGGAUCAACGUCAAUCACAAUCCAGGCAAGCCAGGGGUGUCGGUAUCCCUCACCCAGUCUCUGCAGAACAACUUUUCCCUGCUGUCCCUGUUCCAGGACCACAUGAGCUUCUGCCAACACCAUGACAAUGAGGUGUUUCUGUUCUUCUGUGAAUCCUGCUCGGUGCCUAUCUGUCGGGAGUGCAGUGUGGGCCGUCAUAUGGGCCACACCUUCGUUUAUUUACAAGAUGCUGUACAGGACUGCAGGGCCAUCACCAUCCAGCUGCUGUCGGAUGCUCAGCAGGGACGUCAGGCGGUGCAGCUAAGCAUGGAGAAGGUCCAGGCCAUGGCAGAACAGGUGGAGAUCAAAGCCAAGGUGGUGCAGACGGAAGUGAAGGCGCUUGUGCUCAGACACAAGAAAGCUCUGGAGGAGAGGGAGUGUGAACUACUGUGGAAGGUGGAGAAAAUCCGUCAGGUGAAGGCCAAGUCUUUGUACCUGCAGGUGGAGAAACUGCACCAGAGUCUGACCAAGUUGGACAGCACCAUCGCUGCUGUCAGCCAGGUGCUGGAUGAGGGCCGCCACCUCGACGUGCUGCUGGCCAGAGAGCGAAUGCUCACCCAGAUCCAUGAACUCAAGGCUUUGUGGGGCCUCCUGCAGGCGCAAGAGGACGACCGGUUCAUGUUCACUCCUCCAGACCAGGCUCUCCACAUAGCCAUCCAGUCCAUGGGCCUCAUCAGCAGCGGAGCCUUUGCCACUGUCACCAAAGCCCACGGUGAGGGUCUAAAAACUGCGCUUUGUGGCAAGCCCGCCUCCUUCACUGUGAUUGGAUAUGACCACGAUGGCGAGCCACGCCUUUCCGGCGGGGACACGGUGUCUGCAAUAGUCAUGGCAGUCACAGACAGUAACCUGUCCACAGUGGAGGUGAUGGACCACCAGAAUGGCUCGUACACCGUCAGCUACCUGCCCAAAUGUGAGGGGGAGCACCUCGUGUCGGUGCUGGUGUGUAACCAGCACAUCCAGGGCAGCCCCUUCAAGGUGAUCGUGAAGUCAGGGCGGAGCUACGGCGCCCUGGGCUCCCAAGUGUCGUCCUUCGGGAACGAGGGGGAGGGAGAUGGUCAGCUGUGUCGUCCCUGGGGCAUCAGCGUGGACAAGGAGGGAUACGUGGUGGUGGCCGAUCGCAGCAACAACCGCAUACAGAUAUUCAAGCCUUGCGGUGCCUUCCACCGUAAGUUUGGCUCUCUGGGUUCUCGGCCCGGUCAGUUUGAUCGUCCGGCGGGGGUUGCCUGUGACAGUCAGAGACGAAUCAUUGUGGCUGAUAAGGACAAUCACCGUGUGCAGGUGUUUACUUUUGAGGGCCAGUUCCUGCUGAAGUUUGGGGAAAAGGGUACCAAGAACGGGCAGUUCAACUAUCCCUGGGAUGUGGCUGUCAACUCUGAGGGUAAGAUCCUGGUCUCAGACACCAGGAACCACCGCGUGCAGCUCUUCGCCCCUGACGGCUCUUUCCUGAACAAGUACGGCUUUGAGGGGGCCCUGUGGAAACACUUUGACUCUCCCAGAGGAGUGGCCUUUAACCACGAAGACCACCUGGUGGUGACCGACUUCAACAACCACAGGCUCCUGGUCAUCCGGCCGGACUGCCAGUCGGCUCGCUUUCUGGGCUCCGAGGGCAUUGGGAACGGGCAGUUCCUGCGGCCCCAGGGCGUCGCCGUGGACCAGGAGAACCGCAUCAUUGUGGCCGACUCCCGCAACCACAGAGUCCAAGUGUUCGAGCCCAAUGGAAACUUCUUAUGCAAAUUUGGCACACAGGGGAGUGGCUUCGGACAGAUGGAUCGCCCCUCCGGUGUGGCUGUGACGCCUGACGGAGUCAUUGUGGUCGUUGACUUUGGAAAUAAUCGCAUCCUCAAGUUCUAAAAGUUUAUUUUUUAUUUUUUGCAUUCUCUCCCUCUCUUUGUCCUUUUGCAGUUUUCUUGAUGAAGGAAAAGGAGGCGAGAGAAUGAAUCAACAGACACAACAGGAGGCGAGCUCAGAGAGGAUUGAGAGCAUGCUGAAGAGAAGGGAAAUCAAAACUAUAGAUUUUUUUUUCACAUUGCUAUAUUCCCAAUCCGAUAUCUGUGGUAUGUAUGACAAAGGGGACCUCUACAAAUUGAUAAUCAGUAGAAAAAGCCAUAUUUCCAUUCCUUGUUCUCGGCUGCUCUGAAUUCUCUCUGUAAGCUCUACUCAAGUAUCCAUCUCAGGGAUUUUUUCACUUUUCUUGAAAUCUUGUACCCUCUGCUCCAUACCUACCUCAUUUAGCUCUUUAUGAAUGUACUCAUAGUCACUGAGCAGAGGUUGUAGUCCGUGAAGUUUUACAUAGAAAAAAAGCCUACCUCCUAUACUUUGUUAUUUAAGAAAGACAAAAAAAGUUCAGUUACUAUUUGCACAGGAUUAAAGAAAUCCUUGCUGUGCAUUUUGAAAUAUGAGUUAAAGUGAACCUCCUGAAUGUUGUUGCUGAGACAAUACUCAGACCGCUGUAGAGGCUGCAUGAUUUAUUCUCAUUAGAGGGCUUCGCUCGGAGAGGAAACUCGUAGUGUCCUUUUCAUGUGUUUAGGCUAGUUUGUUUUUUUUUUGUUUUUUUUGCGUAUGAAUCGACCCGUAUCUCUUUGUGGCUCUGUGGAGUUCUUAGUGUCACGACAGCCUGAGACGAGAAGGUGACGCGAUGCUAAACUCGAUGGAAUCAAAGUUAGCUCAGGUCAUGGUAGGACUGAUUAAAAUGAUCAGUAUUUUUCAGGCUCUCCCUCUUACUUUAUUGGUGGAUGCCGUUUUUGAUGAAUUUAUGGAGUAAUAUAAAGUUGAGGAAAUGAUCCCUAAAAUAAUAAACAACUUGGAUGCAAAGAUAAGUAUGCAAGGAGAUCCUCUUGAAGGUAGGACCCACCAAAAGAUCUGGAUUUAUUAGCGAUCCUAACGUAGAGAUUUAAUCAUUUUAAUUGAAUGACACCUUUUUUCGAUGAGGCAUGCUGUGUGACAAAAGCCUCACAAGUCAACACCUAAUUUGGCUGUCCAGAGGACAUUAAUGACAUCAACUUAAAGGCCAAACAUUACAAUCCUUUGGAUUUAGAUUGUGGUUGAAAGCCACCUUCCUUCCUCGGCUCCCUGGGGCCUGGGGUUUAGUCCCUAUUUAUUGAUGCUUGGAGUUGAGGCGAGCUAGUAGACCGAUUCCUCUAAAGAUGGAGGUCUAUAGACUACAACUACUAGAUUCAACCAAAGUUAGAAUGUCUGCACAAAAAAUAUUUUCUUUAAUUAAUCAUUAUUGCUGGGAAGUCUAAAGUUCAUAAAAGGCAUGGAGUUGAGUUCAUCACACUGUCCAUGCUAGGCUUAGAAGAAUAAAGUGCACGUGAGUUUAUCGUGCACAAGUACUUUCACUUCCUGCUCUGAGCUGUAGCUGUGUGAAGGCACGUUGUAAAAGAAGAUCCUUUUACUUCUGCAGAGAUGUUCGUGUAGAGAACAGAAGAUGGCCGCACCAAAGAUAACCCCCUCCUCCCCCUCGCGUUCAUCGCCUCAGCCCAUCAAACGAUGAUCCAGUUUUCUCAUUAUUAGACGACCCGUAGGCUCAAAGUAGCAUCUCAGAUUAGCCGUUGUAUCCCGCUCUAAUUACCAUAGAAACUAAUAGCUACUAACUCUGUGUGGUGAAAGCAUUGUGGGGUUUUGAACCCCCUUUCUCUUUUGUUCAAUCUGUGUCCCACUGGAAGCACUAGACAAUUAUGGUUCUGUUAGCCACUUCCUUAGCCUAGCAACAAAUCUUGGGACCUAUGAAAAGAGUGACCGACGGGCUCGCCCCUCUGAGGAGCGGGCCCGUACGCACAUGAUCAGGAUUCACGUCGUCAUAUCUCAGAUGUCCUGUACCUCGACGGUUGUUUCACCUCCUUCCUCGUAUAUACCUCGACUCCUAAAUACCUCAAGUGUGUCACUCAUAGCUACUGUGCAUUUAAACAUUUAAAUACCUCAACUUGUUACACAUUCUGAAUACCUCAUUCUUACUCUUGUAUUUAAGCAUACCUCGUCAGAUAUUUCUGCAUUACAAAUAUACCUCAUCGUUUUUAAUCUUCUUGUGUUACAGUGCAGUGCAUGUCCCGUAGCUCUAGGACCAAAGAUCAUGGUACUGUCUCCAGUUGAAAUAAACAUUUGUUUUAUGGUCAUCGCUGCAUCUUGCGACCCUGAGCAGCUUUUUUGGUUUGUCGAAUCUACUGUAAAAUGCCUUUUAUCAUCAAGAAACCAAAUCUUUCAGAUGAGAGCAUUGUGCCAAAAAAUGAUCUAAGAGUUCUGUGCCAAACGGGGUUGGCAUUGGGACGACAAAUGUCACUGGACCAUUAUAUCAUAGAUGCAAAUGUUGAAUGGGAGCACGCGAGGAUAAUUCCUCUCUCUCUCUCUCGCUCUCGCUCUCUCGCUCUCGCUCUCUGACUGGAUGCACUUAAAAGGGCUGGGCCCAAUUUAUCUUUACCUCAUAAUGAUGACUAACGUGUAUAUUCCACUUGUAUUUUGCGACUCUGUGGAAAGGGUGUGGGGAAGAGGAUGUGUCCUCUUUUAAAGAGUUAAGAACUUCACAAAUCCGCCUUUUUCACGCACAAGAAUUACCUCUAAUUUCAGCACAAUUUACCAGUAUUUCAGUUUGGAUUGUAAGAAGGUUGUGCAGGAGAGAUGGAGGAUUACGCUCGACAACAGCCUGGUUUAUUAUUUAAGCGGAGCUAUUAGCACACAGCCAGUUUGAUUCCACAGACCCAGCUGCUUUGAACUCAACACCUAGUUUCACCAAUAACAUUGUUUUUCAGUAUUUACUCUGUGAAAUGUUCAUUCGUGUUGCAUCAGUUCUUUUUCUUUUGAAUUGCAGAAUUCUAUCUUUAAGAUCCUUAGGUCUCCACUCUUCAAGAAGAAAAAGUUAUUUUAAACCUUUUUUUAAUUUUUUUUUUUUUUAAUUUUUGUUGCAUGCUUUAAAAAGUCUUUGUAUUAUAUUGACGUCUCUCAGAUGGGUGUUGAAAAACUCAAGAUGGGGUGGGGUAACUGACUAUUGGGAUGGUUUUACCAAAAUAUAUACCCAAAGAUUUGUGUGUGUGUGUAUGUGUGUGUGUGUGUGUGUGUUUAGGAUUGCGUUGGAUGGGAUUAACCUUUGACCUUUGCGAUUGUAUUUCCUGUUCUCAAGAGGCUCUGCAGAGCACAACCUGUUCAGCCAGCCAAGCCUCGAUUCCUCAGAAACAAUAGAGGCAGAGUUUUCAGAUAAAUGCAGAAGGCCGGUGCGCCCCUCGACCAUUAGUGCUUAAUUUACUUUAAUUCCCUCUAGUAUGCAUAUUAUACAUUAACAUAUUGUCCUUUCACACCUAAGCCCUAGAACAUUAGGUGAAAGCUUCCUUCUGACCUUAGAUUUACCUUCCUAACAAUAAUGAAUCCAUGUAGUGUUUGCCCUAGUGAUGGGAAGAAGCAGCUAAGUUUCUGCAGCACAAACUAGCAUUCAGCCUCCUUCCUUGUCUUUAUAAGAAUCCAGGAAGUGUGGCGAUGGCUGCUGAGCACGUGAUUGGUCGACUGCACUCCUGGUCGGUCUUAUUAUUAUUCUUAUUAUUAUUAUUGGGCCCCUGUGGUUGUUUAUUGCUGGCCUCUCGCGGCUAUAAGAGAGAGAAGAGAGCAAAGCUGCACCAGGUGAGGUGUGCAAGGUCAUAGACCUCCGUUUAAUGAUUGUAUACUCUAAAGACAGAAAGACAAAAAAAAGGUUGGAAAAUCUAGAAAGAAAGAAAAAAAAAAGAACUCAGGUAUUCUCAGCAGCCCUGCCCUGCAGGUGCCUCGUGGAAAUGUGUCCCGUAGUGAUAAUGUAGUGACCCCCCACCCCUCCCUGUUAUUACCUCUCAGUGCUAGUCUGAUUAUUUUGUGUGCCCCAUUUACAUAUUCUAAAACAAAUUUAUUUCUAAAUCUGAAACGAUAAUGCUUUCAAUUAGUUCCCCUUGAUCAAUCUUUAGGUUUUGUUUUUGCCAAUUGUUUUUCUUUUCUUUUCCAACAAGUACAAAUACGUCACACCACUUGAUGUUCAUUGGCCCUUUUAGAAUGUAUUUUGUGAAGAAAAGGGUUAAAUGGGAUCUUGUUGAUGCUCACUCGCUACAACCGGCUGCUGGUAGCAAUGCAAGACGCCACGCAGAACAUUUUGUCUAACAUUUUGUCUAACAUGUGUUGCUAAAUGUUCCACACCAGCAAUACUUCGAGUAUGAGGUGGAAUCAUGCGUUUGUGGUGGAAACAUGCAGCACCGUGUUUGUAAACCAGCUUUAACGUCAGCCUUACCCAGAUGGGAGGCGUUUGGCCCCGAGGGGCUUACAGCCAGCUCAUUGUGUUUGCGUUGUGUCCUGUUCUCCCAGCCGCCGGUUGUGUGUGUAGUGGAUAUUGUGUUUGUGCGCUGCAUCUGUGUUGUGUAAGCAGAAAUCCACUGAAUGUAUCCUACGAAUAGUCCAAGAGGCAGGAAGAGCCAGCGUGGUCAGCUGAGUUUAGAUGGUUGCUGCUGGCGCUUUCCUCUUCCAGGCCGUCGUGUGUGUGUGUGUGUGUGUGUGUGUGUGUGUGUGUGUGUGUGUGUGUGUGUGUGUGUGUGUGUGUGUGUGUGUGUGUGUGUGUGUGUGUGCGCCUCCCUCAUUAACACACACACUCGCACAUCCUGCUGAGUGUAAGUGCAGAUGUCAGGUCUUCCGUCUAAAUAAGGCAAAGGAGACUAUAAUGUAUUGGCCACCUGCUGCUCUCUCUGUACUCUGUGGACUUUAAACAUUUCCUAUGCAGUUUUUUGUUUGUUUCUUUUGUUUACACGUAAAUAAAGUUUUUUCUUUUCUUUGA